Messenger RNA from Penicillium subrubescens, 2631 nucleotides. Its product is annotated as Sad1/UNC domain protein. Bases 1 to 2631 code for a protein of 876 amino acids. Lineage: Eukaryota; Fungi; Ascomycota; Eurotiomycetes; Eurotiales; Aspergillaceae. Gene Ontology annotation, cellular component: cytoplasm; membrane. The record is from RefSeq and is a predicted model, not a curated record. The transcript has a single exon. Gene Ontology annotation, biological process: protein folding in endoplasmic reticulum.
AUGGUGACUGCCCGGCGGUCAUGGCCUACAUGGUUACGAUAUGCGUCGGUGAUUCUGGCUCUUUCUGCUCCGAUUUGUGGAAAUGGAGUUCAGAAUUCUACACAACCGAUUGAUCGGGCCAGCGGUUUGGAGACGUGUCCGGCCAAGACGGUGUGGGAGGUUGAAGCGGAGAUAUUCCAGGAUCAAAUUUGCUUGGAAAGUCGGUGGGGUCGAGGUCGAGAACAACAGCAACAGCAACAACCGGCUUCUACUCAAGCAAGUGGCGUGGGUGGAUAUAGCACCUCCACGACAGCCUCAACUGCCGUGGCGGUAGGAGGGACACCAGCAGUAGUUGCAGGCCAGGCCACAGAUCACGAAGCGGAUGAAGAUUCUUUGCUCGAUGGCUCGAGUUUCCUCUCCUUUGAGGAUUGGAAGAAACAGAAUCUGGCCAAGGUUGGACAAUCGGCCGAAAAUGUUGGAGGUAGCAGGCGUGCUGCGGCCGUUGGCAAGGAAGGUCGGCGGCAACCAGGUAUCAAUAAUGCACUGGAUUCUCUAGGAGAUGAUGGAGAGAUUGAAUUGGAUUUUGGCGGGUUCGGUGCUGAAACGCCUGAGGCCAGUCCAACGGCCUGGGGAACCCCGAUUCCUUCGCAGUAUGUGGAUCCGUUGGAUAGUGACGAAGGGGGAGGUGCUCAUACCCAGAGUCCGCCAAAGGCAGAUGUAUCGCGACGCAAGGAUGCUGGUACUACUUGCAAAGAGCGGUUCAACUAUGCAUCUUUUGACUGUGCAGCGACGGUGUUGAAGACGAAUCGCGAGUGCAAGGGGUCCUCUGCCGUACUGGUCGAGAACAAGGACAGUUACAUGCUGAACGAGUGUCGUGCCGACAACAAAUUCCUUAUUUUGGAGCUCUGCGACGAUAUUCUAGUGGAUACGGUCGUUCUCGCGAACUAUGAGUUCUUCAGCUCAAUUUUCCACACUUUCCGUGUGAGUGUCUCGGAUCGCUACCCUGCAAAGCCAGACCAGUGGAAGGAAUUGGGUGUUUUUGAAGCAAGGAAUACCCGCGAAGUGCAAGCCUUUGCGGUGGAGAACUCGCUGAUUUGGGCUCGUUACCUGAGGAUUGAGUUCUUGACCCACUACGGACAUGAGUUUUACUGCCCCGUCAGUCUCAUACGGGUCCACGGAACUACUAUGAUGGAGGAGUAUAAGCAUGAUGAGAGCGUGAACCGUGCGGAACUGGAGGAGGAAGAGGAGGUCGUGGAGGCUGUUGAAACUGCCGAGGUCUCCGACAAGGCCGAGGCCCAAUUCGUUGAGCCUUCCAUCGAGGAGGUCACGAUUGAGAGGGAGAAGGAUAGUCAGAUUUAUGAGAUUUGCCCAAAUCCCCUCACGGAAGUUGAAUCGCUUCUCUUGGGGCGGUCUGUACUUUCAUCCGAAACUUGCCGCCUUGGUGAAGAGACUGCUACCGAAAACAGGCCAGAGAAGACUACUCCAUCGGCGAAUACCAGACAACCACCGAAUAUUAAUUCGACAGCUACACCGGGAAAUGGUGCUUCUGCCUCUCAGUCUGGAGCGGUUCCUCCACCCAAAGCCCCCGAGGAUACUCGAAAGCCGGGCGAUUCGACCAAACCUGUAGCAUCAUCUCCCGACGCACCAGCGGCUGUCACAGAUACUUCUCAGCAGGACUCUACGGUUGAAAGCACAGGGAAGACCACAGGCAAUCCCAAAGAAGAGCAGCAAAAUAGCCCACCACCAGAGUCUACUCGACCAACAUCUACCCAACCGCCAUCCUCCAACCCGACCACGCAAGAAUCAUUCUUCAAAUCCGUCCAUAAGCGACUACAAAUGCUGGAAUCCAACUCCACGCUAUCCCUGCUCUACAUCGAAGAGCAAUCUCGCAUCCUCCGUGAUGCAUUCAACAAGGUAGAGAAGCGCCAACUCGCAAAGACAUCCACCUUCCUUGAGAAUCUGAACAUCACGGUACUCCACGAACUCAAAGAGUUCCGCGAGCAGUACGACUAUGUCUGGAAAUCGGUCGCUUUUGAAUUCGAGCACCAGCGCAUGCGAUACCACCAGGAAGUCCAUUCUCUGAGUGCGCAGCUCGGCGUUCUCGCCGAUGAAUUAGUCUUCCAGAAGCGGGUCACUAUGAUCCAGAGCAUCAUGGUACUCUGCUGCUUCGCAGUGGUCCUCUUCUCGCGAGGAUCUGUCGGCACAUACAUGGAAUUCCCUCGGGUCCAGCGCAUGGUUGCUCGAUCCUACAGCCUGCGGUCCUCGUCCCCUCCUUUCGAAUCCCCGUCAGCUAGUCCGGGGUCGACGCGACCGACAUCCUCUUACCAGGAGCAUUCCGCCCACCGGCGGAAUUUAUCGGAUAGUUCCUCUUCGCAGGGCAGUCCCAAUAGCCCAGAAGUGACGUACGUCCCGCCGACCCCGACGUCAGAUGUUUCCCGGGAGUUCGAGGAAGUGGAGAAGAGCCCACAAUCUCCCUCUCCCUCUCCUGAGUUGAUGUCGGUGCCUACAUUGGGCACACCGCAGUUCCGGUCGCAUAGCACGCCGCCGGUGCUGAAUGCCCGUUCGUCGGAACUGGAUCUGGGUGGCGAGGGAGAUGAUCCUAUCCUUCCAUCUGCGGCCUCGAGUGUAUCAGAGGACCCUUCUCAAAGGUGA